Molecule: messenger RNA, 1695 nt
Organism: Oncorhynchus nerka (sockeye salmon)
Lineage: Eukaryota; Metazoa; Chordata; Actinopteri; Salmoniformes; Salmonidae
Exons: 10
Coding region: 1-1695 (564 amino acids)
Molecular function (GO): nucleic acid binding
Source: RefSeq, a predicted model, not a curated record
AUGAGCAACAAGAGACUCUGGUCUGAUGAAACCAAGAUUGAACUCUUUGGCCUGAAUGCCAAGCGUCCCGUCUGGAGAAAACUUUGCACUAUCCCUACGGUGAAGUAUGGAUGUGGCAGCAUCAUGCUGUGGGGAUGUUUUCAGCAGCAGGACAACGACCCUAAGCACACAGCCAAGAAGGAGUGGCUUCAGGAUAAGUCUCUGAGUGUGCUUGAGUGGCCCAUCCAUAGCCUGGACUUGAACCCGGUCGAACAUCCCUGGAGAGACCUGAAAAUAGCUGUUCCAAGUAAAGUCAUCGAUGGAAACCGCAACACUAACUAUAACUAUGGUGGAUCCUGCAGCAGCACUGCAUUUAACACCAACCCCUGGUGGAGAGUGGACCUGCUGGAUGUGUACAGAGUGACAGCUGUCAACAUCACCAACAGAGGAGACUGCUGUCCUGAGAGACUUGAUGGUGCUGAGAUCCGUAUUGGUAACUCACUGGAGAACAACGGCAUCAACAACCCCAGAUGUGUUGUCAUCUCCAACAUCCCAGCAGGAAAGACCUACACCUUCCAGUGUAAUGAGAUGGAGGGUCGCUAUGUUGUUGUGGUGAUCCCUGGACAGAACAAGAUUCUCACUCUGUGUGAGGUGGAAGUAUUUGCCACAGUCAAACCUCCAGGGGACAACGUGGCAUUGAGAGGAGUGGCUGCUCAGUCAUCACAGUUUUCGGAUCGCAAUGCUCACUAUGCAAUUGAUGGGAACAGCAACACAAACUAUGGAUCCUGCACCCACACUGCACAGGACACCAACCCCUGGUGGAGAGUGGACCUGCUGGAUGUGUACAAAGUGACAGCUGUCACCAUCACCAACAGAGAUGACGUUCCUGAGAGACUUGAUGGUGCUGAGAUCCGUAUCGGUAACUCACUGGAGAACAAUGGCAUCAACAAUCCCAGAUGUGAUGUCAUAUCCCACAUCCCAGCAGGAAAGACCUACACCUUCCAGUGUAAUGAGAUCGAGGGUCGCUAUGUUGUUGUGGUCAUCUAUGUCAGGAAGGAAUAUCUCACUCUGUGUGAGUUGGAAGUAUAUGGCACUCCUGCAGUAAAUGUAGCAUUGAAAGGAGUGGCCAGCCAGUCAUCACUGAAUGGGUAUGGCAAUGCUCAAAAUGCCAUUGAUGGGAACAGAGAAUCAGACUAUCACAAAAGAUCCUGCACACACACUGAACAGGAGACCAAACCCUGGUGGAGAGUGGACCUGCUGGAUGUGACCAGAGUGACAGCUGUCAGCAUCACCAACAGAGGAGAUGCUGUUCCUGAGAGACUUGAUAGUGCUGAGAUCCGCAUCGGUAACUCACUGGAGAACAACGGCAUCAACAACCCCAGAUGUGAUGUCAUAUCCCACAUCCCAGCAGGAAAGACCUACACCUUCCAGUGUAAUGCGAUGGAGGGUCGCUAUGUUGUUGUGGUCAUCCCUGGCAGGUCAGAAUGGCUCACACUUUGUGAGGUGGAAGUAUUUGCCACUGUCAAACCUCCAGAGUCUUCCACAGAAGCCCCCAAGUCAAAGAGAAUGGUGGUGAGGAUGAAGAUCCAAUCAGAUGCUGAUCUGACAAACCAGGCAGUCGGUGACCAGCUACUACAGCAGGCGAGCGAGAGGGAAAGGGGGAGGGAAAGGGGGAGGGAGAGACAGACAGAGAGAGUGAGUGAGAAAAUAAUCUAA